Molecule: messenger RNA, 2982 nt
Organism: Lolium perenne
Lineage: Eukaryota; Viridiplantae; Streptophyta; Magnoliopsida; Poales; Poaceae
Product: BTB/POZ domain-containing protein At3g05675
Molecular function (GO): protein binding
Source: RefSeq, a predicted model, not a curated record
CGACUGAAUUUUCCUGCGAGAAUUAGAGUCUUCUGUGUGAAAUUCCUGGGAAGUUCGUGUAAAAGAAGUACUGAAUUAUACAAGCAGCUACAAACUAAUUUGUGGUUUAAUUCCGGUUUCAGUUCUCACUCCAGCAGAGACAGAGAGAGCCAUGAUGUGGGCGGCGUCAGCGCGGCCCAAGAUCGGCCACCGGGCGACGAGCGACGUGGUGGUGCGGCUGCGGACGCCGGAGGGGCGGGACGAGUGGCUCUACUGCCACUCCGCCGUGCUCGCCGCCGGGAGCGGUUACUUCGCCGACCGCCUCUCGGACGCCUGGCCGACCUGCCAGAUCCUCGACUCCCGCUACUGCGUCGAGGUCCGCUGCCCGGACCUGGACCUCAGCUCCCACGUCAACGCGCUCCGCCUCCUCUACGCCGCCGAGCCCGUCUCCCGCUUCGGCGUCCGCGGCGCGCUCGGCGUGCUCCGGGCCGCCGCGCACCUCGGCUGCCCCCGGAUCGCCGCCGCCUGCGCCGACUACCUGGAGUCCGCGCCCUGGGACGAGGCCGACGAGGAGGAGAUCCUCGCCGCCGUCCCGUGCCUGCCCGGCGGCGCACAGUACGACCGCGUCCUCGCGCGCCUCCGCCCCGCCGAUCCGGCGCCGGCCACCGCCAUCUUCCUCUCCGCGUUCCGCCACGCCACGGCCGCGCCGUCGGCGGCGUCGCGGGAGCUCAAGUCCGCCGCGCAGGAGCAGCUCGAGUACAUGCUCACCGAGGACGACGACGCGCCCUUGCUCGCCUUCGACGACACCGACGCCGGCAACUCCGUGAAGUCUCAGGUGAAGGACUGCGUCGCGGGCUUACUGAGCAGGUUCAGCGAUUUCACCAGCUAUGCGCUGUCGAAGAAGAUGGAACCGCCUUGCUGCUCCGGCGAGAGCGAGCUUCAGCAGGAGCUCUAUUCGUUCGUGUCAGAUAUCUCCUGGGUCUGCCAGGUCCUGGGCAAGCUGGAGAUGAUGAAAUGCAUUGCAGCCUACUGGGUCGGAGCAUCGCCUGAUGUUGUCAUGGCUGUCGAGGCAUCGUGCCCGGGUUCUGUAUGCCUGAAGACCAGGGUGAAGGUUAUAGAGAUAUCUGCAAAGGUCUUGGAGGCGGUCGCGUUUGGCAAUGUGGUCCUCCCAGCAGAGAAACGGUGUCUUGCGGUGAAAGUUUGGAUCUGGUUUGCAGGGAUAACAAAGCAUUUGGUCGAUCGAGCCAACCGUGGUGACGACAGCGAAAGUCAUAAUGGUGAGGAUGGUAACCAUGGUGAUGCUGAAACAGCAGCAAAGAUCGGCUUGGACAGCGAGGUCUGGCAGGGGUUAGAGUCUGCGAUUACCGCAAUUGUGAUGACUCUGCCUUCGAACACACAGGCUGAGAUUCUGUCAGGGUGGCUUCAGUCGGAGCAUGCCGCGUUCCUGGACCUGACGGAGGCGUUCGAUGCCUGGUGUUAUAGAUCGAAGGUUGCUAGAAGAAGGCUGUCUUUCUUGAACAACAUCAAUCCGACACCUUGAGCCCGGGUCUGCAGCCAAAAUCAUCUGGAGGGUUUACAGCACUAAGCAUCUGCCUUUUUUUUCACCAAAACCAAUGAACAUGGUAUUCUAUUGCUUUGCCAUAUGGUCACAUUGUUGUUCGUUGUCAAAAUUGCUUCAGGACCUCCCUAUGAACUGCAGGGUUGAUGAAAUUUUUUGGACAUGCCAUGGCUGAUGAAAUGAGCAACCUCACCAAUGCCUUGCCUUAUAUUUACACAUGUGGCACAGUAGCAGUACAUGCUACCAAGAAGUGCUGUGACAUUUAAUCUUCUUGUCAAACUCUAGUGUAUCAUCACUCGCAAUGUCAUCUUGAGGUUAUCUGCGAAACUGGGGCUGACACUGAACUUACCCAGAUGACUGAAGAGAACAGCUCAUAUUUGAGAGUUAUCUGAAUAUCUGAUCAAGAAAUCUAGUGUAUCUGUUUAUUCAUUCCUUAUUUAUCAAGCAUUUGGAUCAGGAGACAUCUGCCCGGUCUUUUUCGGUGCCUAACCAGGUGUAAUGGACAGCGGCGGUGCUUUUCAGAGACGGAGGUCUUGGUCGGGAAACGUGGUGCUCCUGCGUGAGAUCAGACUUCGUGCGGCCCGGAUUGGCAUGGGUGUUUUUCCAACCGGGCUAGCCCAGUUUCCAUUAAUUGGCAAACAGAGAAAGGAAGUCCACUACAAAAGAAACUGAGAGCAUACCCUCUGCGAGGUCAAAAACAAUAUCAGCACUACAGCAACACAGCUAAAGUAGCAAAAGAUAAGCUAACAAGUUUGAAACGAGCUAAACAACCAUCAGCAGGGAACGGCUAAGAACUUUAUCAGACUCCUAGAUUGAAGACGCUGUGUCUCCAGCAGCAGCAGCAGCAGCAGCUAGACUUGCUGCCUUCUGCAUCAACAGCAUUGCUCCUUGCCGCAGAAUCUUCUUGUCCUCCUUGUGUAAGCCUGCCCAGUACAAGUGAGGCUAAGCCUGUUUUCCACAUUUACUUGCUCGUGUGAUCUGGAGCACUGUUGGCUCUAUCUUGGGCACUUCUCUUUGCCUCAUUUCUCCGUGGCAAGCUGCUGCUUGGUUCUACUCUCUUCUUCCUGGCGGUGACGGUUUUCAUAUGAUGUGUUGCGGAUGGUUGAAAUUUGAAAAGGAGACCAAUUGGUUGGAGGGGGCGGAGCAUGUGCGUUUUCGCCCACUUAACCCGAAUAUGAAAAAAGGUGCAAAUGUCAUGUUACUUGAUUAGUUGGAAACUCCAAUUGUUCAAUCAGCAAUCCAAAUCGGUCCCCAAUUCUCUUCAGCUGCUUUAGAUUGAUGUGCUGCUGGGAAGGUGCAGGUGCAUGACUUGAGGCGGCGGAGCAUGUGUGUUUUCGCCCACUUUACCUGACUCCUGUGAAUAUGAAAUAGUAAGGUGUAAAUGUAAUGUUUCUUGAUUGGAGCCUGUCAGACUUGUGAUGUUCCAAAUUUGGUUCUGGUCUCAA